Messenger RNA from Podarcis raffonei (Aeolian wall lizard), 5441 nucleotides. It is a transcript of the gene CFAP70, whose product is annotated as cilia and flagella associated protein 70. Bases 199 to 3603 code for a protein of 1134 amino acids. The record is from RefSeq and is a predicted model, not a curated record. The transcript has 29 exons. Gene Ontology annotation, biological process: cilium assembly; cilium movement. NCBI's taxonomy places the organism in Eukaryota, Metazoa, Chordata, Lepidosauria, Squamata, Lacertidae. Gene Ontology annotation, molecular function: protein binding. Gene Ontology annotation, cellular component: motile cilium; extracellular exosome.
ACCUUAAUAUACUUAAUGGCAGGCUCAGGCCCAUAGAUUUCAGUGGGUCUGCUCUGAGUAGACGUUAGUUGGAUACAGGGUCAAGAUAAGCUGUUUCAUCCAAGAAUACUUGCAAUGGUUUGCAUCACGACCCCCUCGACCGCCUUCUCUUAAAAGGCUGUAUAGACACCUCUAUUCACCAGCAGAUUCUUCCUUCUAAUGGCUGUCUCACCUUCCUUUUUGCAUUCCGAGGUGCCAGAAAGAUCUGCCAAACUAGUGAACAUCACAGUGCUGGAUGGACACGACUUGAAAGGUGUCAAAGGAGAUGGGCCAGUUACCUUUGUGCGUACCGAAUACAAUGGCAUCGUCCUUGGUGACUCUGCAAAAGUGGAAAGUUCAGCAGAAGGAAGUGCAAAAUAUAAUUUCACUACCACCUUUGACUGCCAGCCUGAAGGGCCACACAGCCUGGAUGACAUUGCACACAAACCUUUGCUAUUCACUGUGACAGAAGUCUUACCAAAGGAGAAGAAGCAGAAGGAAGAGAAGACCGUGACGCUUGGUCAAGCUGUGAUGGACCUUCUACCUUUACUGGAAGGACUCUGUGAAUUUAGUGCAACACUUCCACUAUACCCUGUACUAGGCUCUCCCCUGGAGACCCUCCGGCCAGAUGCCAAGUGUGUCAUCAACGUAACAGUAUCUGUGCAGGAGAGUCUGCUGUCCCCAUGGCAGCUGUCCGAGGGCAAUCUCCUUAGAGUGACCGUGGAAGGUGUUUAUUCAGUCCCUGAAACGUUCCUGCCCACUGGGCCCCCACAGAACUAUAUGAUUGGCUUGCAAGUGCCUGCUGUUGGCGAGAAAGAAUGCCCCUUCCUGUUCAAGAAUGGAGUACUGAAGUUUGGUGGUGAGAAAGAACCACUACCCCGGCCCAAAAAGUGGCCGGUCACCAACAUCUUAGCACCAGGGGGGCAGAAUAUCCCAGACUCCUUUAUCGUUGGUGGUGCUUAUGAGGAGGAGGAUGGAGAGCUGAACACACUGGAGGAUAGAGAUCUCAGGAUCCAGGCAGAAACUAUUAAAAAACGAAUUAUGUGGGACUUGGAAAGGCGCUGCUACUUAGAUCCUCUUGCUGUGAUCUGUUUUCGAAAGCGGAUUGCAGAUUGUCGGUACUGGCCCGUGGAGAUGACCAGAGUGCCUGUGGUCACUUCCACCAAAACAAAAGGUGGAAAAGGAGACAAGGGAGGAGGAGGUGGCGGAGAAGAAGAGCAGAUUUCCUUUCAUGGUGUGGCUUACAUCAACGCAGUGCCUUUGCUCUAUCCUGGGGUGAAGCGGAUCCGGGGGGCAUUCCGGGUCUACCCUUAUCUUGACAAUGAGGUGCUUGAAAAGACGAAGUGUCUCUUCAGUCUUUUCCGUGACAUCGGCCACCAGACAGCCCUGAAUAAAUUAGGGCUGCUCACCCCACAUACCAAAGGUAUCCUUGGGAAGACCACAAAGGAAGACAGGCCCGCUAAAGAGGUCGUAAUGAGAAAGGCAUCUAAUAUUGUGAGAAGGGACACAUCUGAUACCACAAUUGAAGCGGCAAUAUCUAUAUGCCAGAACAUUGAAGGACAGCAAUAUAUAGAAAGCGGGACGUAUAUUGUGAUAGAGUUUGCGUUGGACAAACCUUUGGUGCCCAAGCGUUUGCCAGAGGAGCUCGCCAACCGGGUAAAGGAGAUGAUUCCUCCACGCCCUCAACUCCCUCGAAGGACUGCAGGAGCUAAGAAGGCAGUAGAAGAUUACCACACUCAGGUCACCAGCAUUGCUGAGGCCAUUCUGGAUGAGUAUCACGAGCUGUUUGGCAGGCAGUUGGUUGAAGGGUAUGCCAUUGACAGCCACACCCUGGAGAACCAGAAAUGCCAGCUCAACUAUGAGCUCAACAGCUCUGGGAAAUACUUUGCAUUUAAGGAGCAAAUCAAGCAUGCUGUGGUGAAAAUUGUGCGAGAAAAGUACUUGAAAACAACUGCAUUCGACAACUUGGACCAGCUCCAAGCUUUUCUGAGUGAGCUGUACGUGUACCUGGUGGAUCAGAUGCAUGUUGCUCUGAAUCAGGUGCUGUCCCAGCAGACCCCCAGCCCUCCUCCUCCCAGCUUUACCACCUCCGAGCAGCUCCGUCUUUUUGCCCGCGAAGCCCAGAACAACGGAGACUAUAACUUGGCAGCGACCUACUACCAGGAGAGAUUGUCUCGUGACCGCCAGGAUAUCCAGAGUUGGUUGGAUUAUGGCACUUUCUGUCUGCUGACUGAAAACAAUCUCAAAGCCCAGGAGUGCUUCCGCGAGGCUGUUAGCCUGGACCCCAAUCACCUACCCAGCAUACUGCUCUGUGGCAUCAUGGCUGUGAUGCUGGAGAACUACGAAGAUGCUGAGGUCUUCUUUGAGGACGCCACCUGCUUGGAACCCUCCAGCAUUCUGGCCUGGACCAUCUUAGGGCUAUUCUAUGAUAUCCAGGAGAACGACAUUAGGGUGGAGAUGGCGUUUCAGAAGGCUUUCAAACUCCAGAAGGCUUCUCUCCAGAAGGAGCGACCUCCACCUGAGGUUGGAGAUGCAGCAGUACGAAAGGUCUCCAUGUCUCCUUCAGCGGUGGAAGUUCUUUCUGUUUCAGCGGAGGAGGAACUGCCACCUGUUGAAGUUUCAGACAUCCCAGAGCCGCCCACAACCAUCCAUCGGGCAGAAGAGGAGAAACCUAAGAUUGCCAGAAAGAUGUCCCUGGCUCCCAGUAGAUUGAGGCUGGCGCCUCCGAAAGCAUCUGAUGAAGAAUCCUUUCACCGCCUGCAAGAAGAGGAAGGAGUGCCUAAGAUGUCCAGGAAGAUGUCGAUGGCUCCCAGUAGAAUGAAGCUUCCUUCUCUGAAAGAACCCAAGGUUGUCUUUGAAACAGAGCCUCCCCCACCCCCACCCCCACAGCCCACCACCACCAUCUUCAUGGAGACGAUUAACUUUUUGAUGGACGUCAAUGCCUUCCAGUUUGUUCACAGGGCAUUGGCACAUGAGCUGCUCUGCCCUCAAGGAGGCCCCAGCUGUGACUACUACCUGGUGCUGGCCCAGACAUACAUGCUCAAGAAGGAAUACAGCAAGACAGAAGAAUGCCUGGAAAUGGCCGUCCAGAUUGAUUACCUGAAUCCAGAGGUUUGGGCUCAGAAAGGGCAUCUCUGCUACCUGACUGGGGACUUCAGCGAGGCAAAGGCCUGCUAUGAGCGUACCAUCAGUUUUGUGACUGAUGCAAAGGAUAUGCACUUUGUCUACCUGCGGUUAGGAUCCAUCUACUUAGAGAGGAAGGAGUAUGACAAGGCAAAGGACAUCUACCUGCUGGCCAGUAAGAAAUCACCUUCCUGUCUCACAUGGCUGGGAGUAGGAAUUGCUUGCUAUAGGCUCAAAGAGAUGGUGGAGGCAGAAGAUGCCCUCUCCGAGGCCAAUGCCCUCAACAACAACAAUGCUGAAGUGUGGGCGUAUCUGGCUCUCGUCUGCAUGCAGGGUGGAAGACAGCUGGAGGCAGAACAAUCCUACAAAUAUGCUGUCAAGCUGGAGCUGGCCAACGAGGAACUGCUCCAGGAGAUCCAUGAGGUGCAGUUAGACGUUGGCUUUGGCGAUCCGUCUUUCUGAACUCUUCCAAUUUAUGGACACUUCGACUGUAUUGAGCAGGGGGUGAACAAAGAGUUGGGUGUUAUGCAGUAGGAAGAUAUGCCAGAUUUCUACCACUGGGCAGACCAAUCCACAAUGCCCUGACAUUUUUUGCUGAUGUUUUUUUGUAUAAAGCAGAGGUGGAGAACUCUGUGGUCCUCUCCCUUGAUGUUGCUGGGAUUCCAACUCCCAUCAACCCCAUCUAUAAUAACCAACAGUUAGGGAUUGAUGGGAACUGGAGUCCAGCAAAAUCUGGAGGUUCACACUUGGUAUAAGGAACCUGGAAUUUUCAGGUGGCAGCUUUCUAAGCAUCUGGGAGUAAAGUGGGAUGUCUUAAGAAAUGCAGAUAACUUCUUCUUUGGGACAACCCCAUGCACAUGACAAGGAUUUUACUGCACAGAGUGCGGAAUUCAUGCCAUCGUUGUCACCUACAUUGUUACAACUGCACAUUCUGUUUAGGAGAUGCUACAUCUCACAGCUGAAGCAAAAGAACACAGAGGAGAUUGGGUGUGAUGCAGUAUUUUGUACCCGUGGCUUCUGAAACAAUGUCCAUGGGUGCAAGCACACAUACAGAUUUGGAUUGGACUGGUUUGGCUCAGCCACACAAAUUGGUCAUAGAAGGAUCCUGCGAGUGGAGGCUAAAUCCUUGGAGACUUGCAGUUCACAAGAUUGUCUAGGGAUAAGUGGUGCAAAUGAUCCAUUUUUUCUUUUUCUUUUACAAUAGCGUCAUUGUAUUUUACGCUUUGUUUUUGUAUUUUUACUUUUUGUUGACAUGUUGAUGGGCUGCGUUUGUUUUGUGAAUUGCAUUGGGUGCUAAGUAAGAAGGUCAAAAGCUGCAGAGAGAAAUUAUUUUACACACACAGAGAGAGACACCAAAAGCAACCGCAUGGCUUUAGGCAACAAAAAUGUCAUUUUGAUUACAUUCCCAGGCUGUAAUCCUUUGCAUGCUUUCCUGUAUGCCCCAUUGAAUCCCAUGGGACUUACUUCCAAGGAAGCACACACAGGAUUGGCUUGCUCGUGCUACUGUUAAUGUGACGUGCAUUUUAUUAUUAAUGCCUAUGACACUCUAAUUGUUUCACUUUUAUUUUGUAAAUUGCCUUAAAUGCAAAGUUAGAAGGGUAUACACUAUAUAGAUAUAAAUAUUUUUCUGUGUGUGUUGUUUUUUUUAAAUGCAUAUCUUGUUCUCAUACCUGCAUCUUUGUCAGGAAAAGCAACUGAAACAGAAUUCAACAAUGGUCACACAGAUACUCACGCAUCUGCUUCGCUUCUAGGCAUGCUUUUAUCAGAAAAGACACUUGUGUGGCAGUUGGGUUUUUUUGUGACCUAAGUUGUUAGGUUUGGAUCCCCAAAAGUCAUAUGCAGCAAUCCUGAGUUUCUCUAUAUGAUUUAUUUUGAUGCUUUGUUUGUUAAGACUCUUCAGGUGACAUGUGGUUAGUUCGGGAAGGGCACAGUUGCAGAAAAAUGCUCUCUUACAUCAGUUCUUUAAGCUCUUGUGUAAUUUCUUUUCUGAGGCUUUUGGACUCCUUCCCAACAGAUUGUGCCCUUUUCAUUUUCUCUGUAACUAUCAGCCCUAUCAGUCUGUGUGUGAGUUCUGAAGUUUAAGCUGGGUUCUUUCUGGGUCCUUGUCCUUCCUAGGAAAUAGUGUACAAAUAGAAUGGGAUUGCAAUUGUGUUGCAGAUGUAUCAGCCAGAAGAAUUGGACAUUUUUUCAUCUGACUUUGGAAAUUUCCCAAGGAAAGGCAAGAGGAGUGUACAGUUUGAAAAUAGCUACUGAAGCUAGCUCAUUUCUGUUUUUAAAAUAAAUAUAUAUAUUUAUAUUUA